ACAGCCAUGGAAGUUUAAGAAUAUAAUAUAAAUGAACAAAUUAAAUAAAUAAGGUAAGGAAUGUGUGUGUAUAUAUGUAUGGUGUUGAGGGUUUUGGGUAAGCAAUUAUUAUGGAGAUCAUGAAGCAAGAAGAAAUGGGUGGGGUUGUAAAUGAGGUGAAUGCACUUUUGAGUAAACUAGAGGAAAGUAUUGGAAUGGAAGAGUUCUUAUCAACACAACACAUCAAACCUUCAAUCUACAAAAUACCACAAUUCAUUAGAGAAGUUAAUCCCAAAGCUUAUGAGCCGAAGUUGGUGUCUUUGGGGCCAUACCAUUAUGGGAAACCCCAUUUGCUUCCAAUGGAAAGGGAGAAACACAAAGCUUUUCUCCAUUUUAAAGCUAGAAACAAUCUGUAUUUAGAAUCCAUUGUUGAUAGCGUUUGCAGCAUUUUGGAAGAUUUGUUGGGGUCGUACGACGAUAAUCUUGAUGAUAGAUGGAAGGAAGAUGUUGCAAUGUUCUUGAAGCUCAUGAUUGUUGAUGGCUGUUUUGUGCUUGAUUUAAUCAGUGAAUUAAGUUCAAAAUCGCUUGGUCGUUGUAUGAUUUGGGAUAUAAAGAGGGACAUGGUGUUGCUUGAAAAUCAGUUACCUUUGCAACUUCUUAAACAACUGCAUGCCUUAACAACAACCAAUGAAAAUGAAAAAGAGAAUUUGGAUUUAGAAGCAAUGAUUUGGUCCUGGAUGGGGCUUUCAGGGGAAAUAUUAUCAAUGAGAAGUCCUUUGCACAUUUUGGAUAUAUAUAGAUCUUCGUUAUUGUCUCCUACAAGAUGCAAACAGGAUGAGACUCAUGAGAAUACGAUCACAAUAUUGGAAUGGACACUAACCAAUGAGGAGAACGUAGAGUACUGUCAAAGCAAUAUUCGAUCGGCAACACAACUUCGUAAAGCAGGGAUAAAAUUCGAGAAAAGCAGUACAAACAACCUAAUGGACGUGUCGUUUGACUUCAAACAACGCGUCCUGAGGCUGCCAUCUCUAGCAAUAGACGACAUCCUCACUGAACCGACUUUAAUAAACAUCAUGGCAUUUGAGAAGCUCCAUGUUGGGGUUGAAAGGCAAGUCACUUCUUUCGUAGUGUUGAUGAAAAAUCUAAUAGGAAUGGAGAAAGAUGUGUCAUUGUUGGCAUCUAAAGGAAUAUUAUCUUCUAAUGUAAUUCAUGACGGUAAUGGUGUAGUACAAUUGUUCAAUGUAUUGGCCAAAGGACAGACAAAAUAUUUGGAGAGCCACAUGUAUGAACUAUUCAGGAUGUUGAAUUGUUAUCAUGACAAUCGAUGGAGUAUUUGGUUGGAAAAUCUCAAACUCAAAGUUCCCCAAACUAAGAAUUCCUGGCAAAUCAUCUCUAUUGCUCUCUUCACCUUUGGCUUUACGUACCCAUUUGUCCAGGCUAUCACUGAUAAACGUCAUCGUAGAAAGCAGUAGUUCAUCAUCCUAACACGUUUAUCAUCUCAUAUAUAUAUAUAUAUAUAUAUAUAUAUGUAUGUAUUUGUGUGUGUGUGUUUUUUUUAAACUUUAAUUUCCUUCU
Molecule: messenger RNA, 1554 nt
Organism: Cucumis sativus (cucumber)
Lineage: Eukaryota; Viridiplantae; Streptophyta; Magnoliopsida; Cucurbitales; Cucurbitaceae
Product: UPF0481 protein At3g47200
Exons: 2
Coding region: 111-1451 (446 amino acids)
Source: RefSeq, a predicted model, not a curated record